Nerophis ophidion (straightnose pipefish) is the source of this 5637-nucleotide messenger RNA. RefSeq names its product tachykinin receptor 2 (gene tacr2). Bases 60 to 1286 code for a protein of 408 amino acids. The transcript is spliced from 8 exons. The record is from RefSeq and is a predicted model, not a curated record. Gene Ontology annotation, biological process: G protein-coupled receptor signaling pathway; positive regulation of flagellated sperm motility. Lineage: Eukaryota; Metazoa; Chordata; Actinopteri; Syngnathiformes; Syngnathidae. Gene Ontology annotation, cellular component: plasma membrane; sperm midpiece. Gene Ontology annotation, molecular function: substance K receptor activity.
GUGACUGCAUAGCAGUAUUGGGAGAAUGCUGUUCUUAUGACGCUUCAAUUUUUUUCAAGAUGGAGGCUACAGUCCGAAUAAGAGAAGGGAAGCAGGACGAGGUCAUGGACACUGAGAGUUUGAUUCGACACGUGGAAAGAGACGUACAGGCUACGUCGCUGCCACUGCCAGUCACACUGCCAGACUGGAUGGAGGACACGAAUGAGACCACGGGGAAUCAAUUUCAGCAGCCUGACUGGCAGGUGGCUCUGUGGGCGUUAGCAUACUCACUUAUCAUUCUGGUGUCUGUCACUGGGAACGUCACGGUCAUCUGGAUCAUUCUGGCCCACCGGCGAAUGAGGACUGUGACCAACUACUUUAUCGUCAACCUGGCUUUCUCUGAUGUUUCCAUGGCAACAUUCAACACCCUGUUCAACUUUGUCUAUGCGCUGCACAACGACUGGUACUUUGGCCUGGGCUAUUGUCGAUUCCAGAACUUCUUCCCCAUCACCGCCAUGUUUUCCUCCAUUUACUCCAUGGCUGCCAUUGCAGUGGACAGAUACAUGGCCAUCAUCCAUCCUUUGAAGCCCCGCCUCUCCUCCGCCUCCACCAAGGUUGUGAUCACACUCAUAUGGAUCGUGGCAAUCUUACUGGCGUUCCCACAGUGCUACUACAGCGUGACCAGGUUUUACUACCCCAGAACUGUUUGUAUGGUCGACUGGCCGGACGACUAUGGAGGAACUCAUCAACUCAGCUACCAGUUUGCCGUGAUAUUGCUGAUCUACCUGUUCCCCCUGCUGGUAAUGCUGGUCACCUACAGUUUGGUAGGCAGGACCCUGUGGGGAGGCCACAUCCCAGGGGAGGCCUCGGACCACUACCACAGCCAGAUCACAGCAAAGAGAAAGGUAGUAAAGAUGAUGGUUGUUGUGGUGGUGACCUUUGCUUUGUGCUGGUUGCCCUACCACACCUACUUCAUACUGGGAUCGUUCAAUAGAGACAUUUACAAGCAACAUUACAUUCAACAGGUUUACCUGGCCAUUUUUUGGUUGGCAAUGAGCUCGACUAUGUACAACCCUAUUAUUUACUGCUGUCUGAACCAAAGGUUCCGUGCUGGUUUCCGUCACGCCUUCUCUUGGUGUCCCUUCAUCAAGGUGUCAGAGGAGGACAAGAUGGAGCUGCAGCACACACAUACCUUCAGAGUGACCAUGACACGAGGUCAAGGCAACAGCAGCGCGCACACGUCCAUACACGCGAACAACACUUGUGACGCAAGCAAAGGCUGUGGCCAAGGUUCAUGCACAUUGUAAAGGAUGACAUCAUAUGGACAUUCCGAGUGUUAACUUACAUUAUUAUUUAUAUCUCAUGUGUCAAAGUCAAGGCCCGGGGGCCAGAUCUGCCACGUAACGUUACUCAAUGUGAUCUGCCAGGCCUUUCAAUGUGGUCUGUUACGUAAUUUAUUGUGGCCCACCACCUUAUAUUCAAUGCUAUCUGUUACAUCAUUUAAUGUUGUUUGCAAAGUCACAAGGCCUGCAAAUUUAAUGUAGUCCGCCACAUCAUUUAAUGUAGUCCGCCACACUAUUUACAUUGCAUCCGUAAAGUAUUCACAGCGCUUCACUUUUUCCACAUGUUGGUAUGUUACAGCCUUAUUGGCUUAGUGGCGCAGUGGAAGAGUGGCCGUGCGCAACCCGAGGGUCCCAGGUUCAAUCCCCACCUAGUACCAACCUCGUCAAGUCCGUUGUGUUCUGAGCAAGACACUUCACCCUUGCUCCUGAUGGGUGCUGGUUAGCGCCUUGCAUGGCAGCUCCCUCCAUCAAUGUGUGAAUGGGUGAACGUGGAAGUAGUGUCAAAGCGCUUUGAGUACCUUGAAGGUAGAAAAGCGCUAUACAAGUACAACCCAUUUAUUUAUUUAUGUAUUCCAAAAUGGAAUAAUUAAUUGUGGGCGUUAAAAUUCUGCACAGAAUAUCACAUAAUGACAAUGACAAAAGUUUUAUAUUUACAUUUCUGCAAAUGUGGUAAAAAUGUCAUAACUAAAAAGUCACAGAGCUUUUGCUCAAUGCUUUCUUGAUGCGCCUUUAGAAACAAUUACAGCCUGAAGUAUUUUUGAAUACAAUGCCACAAGCUUGGCACACCUAUCUUUGGACGGUUUUGCCCAUUCCUUUUCGUAGCAACUCUCAAGCUCCAUCAGGUUGGAUAGGAAGCGUUGGUUUACAUCCAGGAUGUCUCUGUACAUUGCUGCAUUCAUCUUAGUUUUGUCAGGGAGACGACCAAGAACCCGAUUGUCACUCUGUCAGAGCUACAGCAUUCCUCUAAAGCAGGGUUUUUCAACCUUUUCUGACCCGAGGCACAUUUUUUUCCAUUGAAAAAAUUCCGAGGCACAACACCAGCAGAAAACAUUACAAAAAUGAAACUCAGUAGCCGACAUUGAGAGUAAAAAGUUGUUCUUGCAAUUGUUGGAUAUGAAUUCAAACCAUAACCAAGCAUGCAUCACUAUAGCUCUUGUCUCAAAGUAAGUGUCACGACCUGUCACAUCACACCGUGAUUUAUUUUGAGUUUUUUGCUGUUUUCCUGUGUGUUCUCCUCUUGCGCUCCUAUGUUGGUGGCUUUUCCUAUUUUGUUGGUAUUUUCCUGUAGCAGUUUCAUGUCUUCCUUGAGCGCUAUUCCCCGCACCUGUUUUGUUUUAGCAAUCAAGACUAUUUAAGUUGUGCGGAAGCUAUCCUUCUUUGUGAGGACAUUGUAGACUGUCAUGUCAUGUAAGGGAUGUACUUUGUGGACGCCGUCUGCUCCACACGCUGUAAGUCUCUGCUGUCAUCCAGCCUUCGGUUUUUGUAUACUUUGCAGCCUGUUCAGUUUUAGUUACAUUUUGCAUAGCCAUCCCUAAACUUCAAUGCCUUUUCUUAGCAGCACUCGCCUUUUGUUUAUUUUUGGUUUAAGUGUUGGAUACCUUUUUACCUACACGCUGCCUCCCGCAUAUUGUGAUCACGACAAACCAUGUUCCCGAAAAUCUACAAAGGAAUUAGCUACCUGCUGCCACCUACUGAUAUGGAAGAGUAUAACACGGUUACUCUGCCGAGUUCUGGACAGCACAGACACUCAACAAAAGCACAAUUGCGAAUUAGAAUUACCGGUUUGCAAAACAAAGUUUUAACCCAAAUAGGUGAAAUUACAUAAUCUCCCAUGGCACACCAGGCUGUAUCUCAUGGCACAGUGGUUGAAAAACACUGCUCUAGAGAGAGAACCUUCACUGUAGGGAUGGUAUUGGCCUGGUCAUAAGUGGUGCCUGGUUCCCUCCAAACAUGUCACCUGGCAUUUACGUCAAAGACUUCAAUCUUUGUCUUCUCAGGCCAGAAAAUCUUUGUUUCUCAUGGUCUGAGAGUCUUUCACUUUUCAACUAAGAAAUGGCUUCCGUCUGGCCAAUCUACCAUACAGGCCUGAUUGGUGGAUUGCUGCAGAGAUGGUUGUCCUUCUGGAAGGACAAUCUAUCCAACCUGAUGGAGCUUGAGAGGUGCUGCAAAGAGGAAUGGGCAAAACUGCCUAAAGAUAGGUGUGCCAAGCUUGUGGCAUCGUAUUCAAAAAGACUUGGGGCUGUAAUGGCUGCCAAAGGUGCGUCAACAAAGUACAUGUGAAUUUUCAGUUUUUUUAUUUUCAAUAACAUUGAGGAAAAAAAAACACAUUGUCAUUAUAUGGUAUUGUCUGCAGAAUUUUGAGGAGAAAAAUUAAAGUAUUCCAUUUUUGAAUAAGGCUGCAACAUAAAAUGUGUAAAAAAUUAUGGACUGUAAAUAUGGCCCGUCACAUCCUUUAAUUUGGCCCCGAGUGCAGCCAUAAUUGUGAUGUGGCCCUCAAUAAAACAAGCAUGACACCCCUGCUUUAUAUUAAAAUUGAAGGCAUGAUUGGGCAACUUAGUGUUGCAAUGAUUGUGUUCUAAAAAAUAAGGUGGUUUGAAUGGAUUACAUGUGCUGCUAAUGUGAAGUAAGGUGAGACCCACCUGCAUCUUGUGCAAUGUUCGCCUGUCGUUUAGUGAAGUGUUUCUGAAAAUGUGAGGCUUUCUUGAUGGCCUCAAUUGUUGAGUCUCUAAAGCAUGGGCUCUAGAGCCAGAUCUGGCUCUUUUGAUGACUGCAUCUGGCUCUUAGAUAAAUCUUAGCUGACAUUGCUUAACACGGUAAGUAAUUAAUCAUUCCGCUGGUAAGCAGUGUUAAAGAUAACGUUCAAAUUAUAAAAUAUUCUCAUGCAUUUUAAUCCAACCAUCCAUUUUCUAUCGCACCUGUUCAAUAUUUCGCAUUAAUGGUAAGAAGUAUUAUAUUUAUUAUUGGUUAACUUUAGAAUAACAAUGUUAUUAAAAAGAAUAAUAGACGUAUUAUACUCUAAAAAAUGCACACAUUUAGUUGUAUUCCGUGUUAAAAAAAAAUAUUAAAAGGCUCUCACGGAAAUACAUUUUGAAAUAUUUGGCUUUCAUGGCUCUCUCAGUCAAAAAGAUUCCCGACCUCUGCUCUCAGGCAAAUACUUAAAUACAACCUCUCAAACUCCUAAAAAUGUAACUGUUUCUGUGACUUGCCUCUUUAGCGUAUACAGAACAGUGCCACAAAAAAUGCAGUAAAUUGCAGUAAAUGCAUCGAAAAUUACAGACUAGGAGAUGGAGUGAAGUGAAGUUGUUGUUUUUUUUUUUUUAAACAGACUGAGUUUUGGACCACAUUACACUUGGAAUUUUAGUCAAUUGUUGUGUUUUUCCUUUGCUAAACCCUUCAAUGCUUUUGUAACGUGCCUGUUCCUGCCUAUACAGUAUGUCCUGAAUUAGAGUCCCCUUAUUGGAAGGCGAGAGCAUGAGAUAAAAAGCCAAAAACCUUAAACUGUGAGCUCAGUGUCCAGAGUAAACUCAGCAUGAUGGAGUGUGGUAAGGUUUAAACCGAUAGUACCACUGCAUUUGUGUUAUCUUUUAACUUUUUAUCUAUUGCUCAGUUCAGUUUCUGAAGAGAAAAAAAAGAAGACAGACAAAUUAAUAAAUGUACCGUAGAUAGCUGCAAAAUACAUUUUGGAAGGAAGUCAUGCAUAGGAUAAAAAUAAAAGCUUUGGGUGUAUUUAAAAUUAGGCAAAAGUAAAACAAAAUCCCACAUGCAUGUGGAAAGUGUCAAGCAUGGUCCGUCUUGUCUUGGUGGAACACAUUAAAAUUCCAUUAUGGAUAUUCAAUAUUAGCCAAGAAGGAUUAUAACAGAGCAUGGGAAAAUGUGUAACAAUGGGGGUGUCAAUUUAUGCAGAGCUCCCAAGAUAAAAUGUGAAAAUAAAUCCUUCAUUACAUUUAAUAUUGUACAAAGACAUGCUGGAAUAUAUUGCAUACCCUGUAAGACCCCCGCCCCCAUCUUGUGUCCAAUAGAUUUUCUCUCUAAUCCUAAUAUAUGGUCAUUUCAGUCACACAUGCACUAUGGUUUGUAUAGUAAAAAAUAAGUACUGUAUGUGGUACACUUGUAAAUAUUCAUUGUUUCGAUCCUGAAUACUAUUUAUGAAUACAUACGUAUAGUGACAUUGUGAAUGAUCUGUGUACCUGUUGUAUGCACAAAACCCUUGAGGCCUAAAUAAUAAAAAAACAAUGCUAAUACAUUUUGUGUGUUUUUCACAGAUAAUUGUACAUAAUACAAACGAAUAUUUAUUGUGACAUGACUUUAUUUUGUU